Molecule: messenger RNA, 813 nt
Organism: Thlaspi arvense
Lineage: Eukaryota; Viridiplantae; Streptophyta; Magnoliopsida; Brassicales; Brassicaceae
Source: the annotation of a GenBank genome assembly
AUGAAACUACCAAUGUUACCAAUUAAACCCAACAGUCACAGCCACUCUCUUUCAUCACCAGUUCACAGUUCCAUAGCAGCUUCAGUCCCCUUCAGCUGGGAAGAAGAGCCUGGCAAGCCCAAGCAACACUCUUCUUCCUCCUCCUCCUCCUCACCACUAACUUCUUCUUUUUCAUCUUCUCCUGAAACCCACAAAUCGUUGGAGCUACCACCAAGGCUACACUCCCUUGAAAAGGAUGGAGGAUCAAUUACCAAACUUCACUCUCCCAUCACCGUCUUUGAUGGACCUUAUAGCAUGACGAGAUCAAGAAGAUUGGAUUCACCUUCCUUUAGGAUGAUGGUGAAGGGUAGUGGUGACUGUUAUGGCUCUUUCAGGAGCGACAUCUAUGGUGAUUUAGAUGAGGUUGAUGAGGAGACCACGAACCAGAACAUGAGUAGUGGCUCUUUGGCUCUUGUGAGGAAGAGAGGGAGAUUAGGGUUUUUUGGGUUUAGGAGGAAGAGAGCAUUGAAGGGAAAAACAGAGUUUGGUAGAGGUAGUUAUGUGUUUCCUUCUUCCGUGGACAGAGAGAGUGAAUGCGGAAGAAAAGAUGAGGAAGAAGGAGAAGACAAAAGCUUUGGCUAUGGUGAUGGUGAUGGUAUUAGUUGCAGCCAAAGCAGCAGGUUUAGUGAAGCGAAGGUUACAAACAUUAGCAGAACAGGAAGCUUCUCUGCUCUGCCUGCACCACCACCUUCUUCAAAGUCCCACUUCUGGACGAAUGUGUAUGCAGGACUAAAGCAAGUGGUUCCAUGGAAGAACAAGAAGACUACAGGUUGA